ACAGCUGGUGGCAGCUGGCCGAGGAGGCCCCGAUUAAAGAGGAGGGGGAAGUGCUCACAGGUCUGGGCAGCUGUCCAUAAAAUAUGAGGGGCCACCCCUCUCUGCUGCUGCUAUACAUGGGAUUGACCACCUGCCUGGAUACCUCACCUGGUGAUGAACAAGACCAAGGGGUCUUCCUGGGCCCCCCAGAUGCCCAGAGCUUCCUGGGCAGCCGUAGCCGAAUUCCACGAGCCAAUCACUGGGACCUGGAGCUGCUCACACCAGGGAACCUGGAACGGGAGUGUCGCGAGGAGAGGUGCUCCUGGGAAGAGGCGAGGGAGUACUUUGAAGAUAACACGCUGACGGAGCGUUUUUGGGAGACCUACAUCUACAAUGGCAAAGGAGGGCGUGGACGAGUGGACGUUGCAGGCUUGGCAGUGGGGCUGACAUCCGGUAUCCUGCUCAUUGUCCUGGCCGGUCUGGGAGCCUUUUGGUAUUUACAUUGUCGAAAGGGCCGAGGCCAGCAGCCCUGUCCCCAAGAGGUCGGGAUCAUCAGCCCUUUGAAUCCCCCGAGCUCUGUGGACCCACCGACGCCCCUGCCGCCACCCCCACCCCCCGGCCUACCCACCUACGAGCAGGCGUUGGCUGCCUCUGGGGUGCACGACGCACCGCCGCCUCCCUAUACCAGCCUCAGAAGGCCUCACUGAAGAACUGCCUCGGAGUCCGGGCUCCCCGAACUGUGCCCCUGAUUCACACCGGAUUCCGGAAGUCCUCAGGCCUCGCAGACUCUGGAGCUGAGCCUGGGAGUGGGGUGGGAGUAGGGGUCGGCCGGCCCGAGGCCUACCCUGGCACACGUGUUUCCGCCGCGUACGGAUACACGCAAGUCCUCAGCCAACGUGUUCCCACGUCCCGGCCCCUCGCGGGCCCCCACGCCUUCCUGACAGUGGGAGCAACCGCCCGUCCCGCCCCCGGGGUAGGCAUGCGCGCGUAGAAACUCGGUCCCAGAAGCGCAGGCCGGGUAUGCAGCCUUCCGUGUGUGGCCAGAUAUGACCCGACCGUCGCCCUCCAGUGCCCUGGGCUACGCACACGCAGAGCCCCGCUUGUGUAUACGAUUGCCUUCGUUCACUCCCGGUGCGCGCACAGGGCCGCGUGGUAUCCCAGGGAAAGGGUGGGGGGCAUGUUUGCAAGCGUGCUCAGUGGGGGCAGGCUUCCAUUGCACCCGGGGAACCGUAGUUGAGCUGUUGCCCUAAAUAAAAACCCUUCGGAAAGGAGACCAAGAAGAAUUGAAACGCAACAAAAUAAAAAUCUAAUGAACUGAACCGCGUUCCCGGG
Messenger RNA from Galeopterus variegatus (Sunda flying lemur), 1311 nucleotides. RefSeq names its product proline rich Gla (G-carboxyglutamic acid) 2 (gene PRRG2). The record is from RefSeq and is a predicted model, not a curated record. The transcript is spliced from 7 exons. Gene Ontology annotation, cellular component: extracellular region. NCBI's taxonomy places the organism in Eukaryota, Metazoa, Chordata, Mammalia, Dermoptera, Cynocephalidae. Bases 84 to 686 code for a protein of 200 amino acids. Gene Ontology annotation, molecular function: calcium ion binding.